CAACAGACUAGACCAGACAUACAUUUAUGUUGCUUGCUUAUUAUUACCUUUCCAAAUUACUGAACUUUCUGUGUGUUGUGUACUGAUUUAACAUCAAAAAUCAAAUGAACCAUCACAGGGUUCUUUCUUUCUGUCACAGUUAAUGUUUGUAUUAAGAGUGACUGAGAGGGUGUUUUAGUUGUCAAUCAAAGGCGUUGUUGAAUUUUGUGUUUUUUUUUUUUUUUUUUUUUUUUGGUUGUUUGUUUUUGGGAUAUAUGAAAUGAGAUAUUGAGAAAUGGAGCAGGGCCCAUCUGGCGGUGAGGACCAUAGGUGUAGGAGAAGAGGGACUCCAAAUUGGAGGUGUAGUGAGAGAGCCUUGGAUGGUAAGGCUUUCUGUGAGAAGCAUCAUCUUUAUGUGGUGCUGAGGAACAAGAAGAAGAAGAUGGAGAAGGUUGCUCGUGAAAUUGGUGGUGGAGGGGAAAUGGGUUCUGAGAGAAAGAAGAGAAAAAGACAAAAACUUGAAGAUAUUUUGGGGAACCAAGAAGUGGGUCUUGGAGAUGAUAGUGUGCAAGAGUGGUUUGCUGGUGGUAGUGGUACUGCUGUGAGCGUUGGGGAAGAAAUUGCAAGGCUGUUUGGUGAGGUCAGUGAUGGAAAUGGUGGUCUGGGUGGUCUUGAGGGUGAAAGUUUACAGCUUUGGCCUGGUGGGGAUGGUCAAGCAUUUGGUCAAGGUGUAUGUGGAAAUGGCGGUCAAGUUCUUGGUGGCGGUGGUGUUAGUGAAGGAAUUCAAGGUGGGUAUGGUGGUCUGGGACUUGAUGGUGAAGCAAUUCAGUUAUGGGGUAGUGAUGAUGCUUGUAAAAAUGAUGGUGGGGUCCCUGGUGGGCAGGGAAUUCAGGUGGAGGGGUUUGGUGGGACUGCAUGUGACAUUGAAGGCCUGAUUCUUGGUGGUGGUGGAGGAAUUCAAGAGAGUUAUGGUGGGAAUAUGAGUGGAAUUGGUGGUCUUGAGGAUUUUAAUGGUAAAAAGGUUCAGCUUUGGAGCAGUGCAAAUGUUUGUGAAAAUAGUAGUGGGCUUUUUGGUGGUCAAGGAAUUCAUGGGGGUGGGUCUAUGGAGAAUGCUGGUGAAAAUGAUGGUCUGGGUUUUGGUACUGGAAGAUUUCAAGACCUGUUUAGCAAGGUUACUGGUGAAACUCUUGUUGAUGAAAGAAUUCAAGCCCUUUUUGGUGAAACUAGCUGUGGAAAUGAUGGUCUGAGUUUUAGCGGUGAAGGCAUCCAGUUUUGGUGUGAGGAAGCUGCAUGUGCAAAUCUUGAUGGUAAAGGAGUCCAAGGUCUCUUUGGUGAUAAUGUAUGUGUAAAUGGAGGUGAAGUUGGAGUUGGAAAUGGUGACAGACAAGAGGUGGUAGAGUCAAAAGGAAAGCGUGGCCGUCCGAAGGGAUCAAAGAAUAAGAAGAAAAGUUUGGGUACAGAAGAAUGUAUUGAAGGGUUGAGUGGAGUUACUGGUGAAAAUGGAGUUAGAGAUGAGGUUAAGUCGGAGGCUAAGCAGGGUAGGCCAAAGGGUCCAAAGAAUAAGAGGAAAAGUCUUGAGAUGGACAAAAAUGAGAGAAUGCCUGGUCAAGAAACUGCUUGUAUGACAGCUUUGGAUAAUGAGAGGCUGUUUCAAGAGGUUGAGAAGGAUAAAGAAUUGGCUGAAGAAGGAGCAAUUUCUGUUAAUGAAGUUAGGAAUGAGAUUGUUGAACCAAAGCCAAAGCGCGGCCGACCAAAGGGUUCAACGAACAAGUUAAAGAAUCUUUCAGGUCAACAAAAUCAGGGAGUGCCUAGUGAAAUUAUGAAUAAUAAUUUCAGUGAUAUAGUUGUUUGGCCUACUGGUUUGGAGAAUGAGAUGCUGACUCCCGUUGGUGAAAAAGAGUGGAAAUUGCCCAUUGAAGCCACUCGUGAUGGUGAAGAUGGGGAUGAGAAUACCCAGCCAAAGUAUAAGCUUGGUCGACCAAAGGGUUCAAAGAACAAGAAGAAAAAAUCAGAAGCUCAAGAAAAUCAAGAAACCCCCGGCAAUAUUGUGGUUGUUAAUGAUGGUGGUGAUAAAACUCUUUGCCCAAUUGGUGGGGGGAAUGAAGGUGGAACUGAGAUUGUUCAGCAAAAGAAGAAGCUUGGUCGUCCAAAGGGUGCAAAGAAUAAGAAGAAAAAUACAGCAGGUCAAGAAAAUGAAGAAAUAGCUAGCAAAAUGGUGGUUGCUAAUAAUGGCUUUGAUGAAACUGUUUGGCCAUUAGAAUUGGAGUAUGAGAGAACUUUUAUAGGUAAGGAAGAUAGGGGAUUGCAUUUGGAAGCCACUAAUGAUAAUGAAGGAGGAGAUGAGAUUGUGAGGCCAAAUGAUAAGCCUGGUCAACCAAAGGGUUUAAAGAAUAUGCAGAACAUUCUUGCUGAUAAAGAAAAUCAGGGAAUGCUCUGCAAAGGCAGUAAUGAUGGUAGUUGGGUUGAAACUCUUGGGCCAAUUACAGUGAGUUAUGAGAAUGAGAGGCCUAUUCUUGUAAGUGAAGAAGAUAGGGGGAUGCCUGUUGAAGCCACUGGUGGUAAUGGAGGUGGAGGGACUGUCCAGCCAAAGAAAAGGCUAGGCCGGCCAAAGGGUUCAAAGAAUAAGAAGAAAAUUGUUGCAGAUCAAGAAAAUGAGGGAGUGACUGGUGAAACCAUGCACAGUAAAGAUGGUGGCAGAGCUGAGACUAUUUUGUCAAUGGAUUCUCAAUAUGAGAGACCUACUUUUGUAGGUGAAGAAGAUCAAGGGAUGCUGUUUGAAUCCACUGUUGGUGAUGGAACUGCAAAUGAGGUGAUCCAGCCAAACGAUAAGCUUAAAGGUUUAGAGAACAUGAAGAAGCGAGGCCGACCGAAGGGUUCAAAGAAGAAGAGAACUAUUAUCAUUGGUGAAGCUUUGAAAAUAGCAAAGACGCGUCAAGCAUUGAGGGAUUCUGGUGAUGUAGAGAUAAAGUCUAAUGAGUUAAUAUCAGAACCCAGCAGUGUUCUGAAAAGGCCUAGAGGGAGGCCCAGAAAAUUCAAGAAUAAAAAAAGAAACCCUGAUGGCAUUAGGGAGGGAAGAUCAACUGAGGAUGGAUUGGAAAAUUCAGGAUUUUCAGAUGAUUCUAGUAAGAAAAAUCAAAGGAGUUUACCGUGCCACCAGUGCUGGAGAAAUAAUGCAUGUGAUAUUGUUGUUUGUUCCAAUUGCAAGAAGAGACGCUAUUGCCACAAGUGCCUUGCAAAGUGGUAUCCAGAUAAAUCAAGAGAAGAUGUGGAGAUUGCAUGCCCUUUUUGUUGUGGUAAUUGCAAUUGUAGAGUAUGCCUCAAGGAGGAAUUAAAUGUGAUGGUUGGACAUGAACAAGAAGAUAUGGAUACCAAUGCCAAAUUGCAAAAAUUUCUUUAUUUGCUAUACAAAACUCUGCCUCUUCUCAGGCAUAUUCAACAGGAGCAGAGCUCUGAAUUAGAUAUUGAAGCCAGCAUACAUGGUGUCAAAAUUAUGGAGGAGGAUAUUUCAAGAUCUGUACUUGAUGAUGAUGAUCGAGUGUAUUGUGACAACUGCAAUACAUCUAUUGUCAAUAUCCACCGAAGCUGCUCCAAUCCUGAUUGCUCUUAUGAUCUCUGUCUCACUUGUUGCCAAGAACUAAGAAAAGGAUUUCAGCAUGGAGGUGAUGAAACAGAAUCUUCCCACCAACAAGGACCAUGUGAUCAAAAUACAGAAUUGAAUGGUCAGACUGCAAAUGGAAAGAUAUUUGGUUGGGACAGCCAUAUGGACCUUCCCAUAAAUGAGAGCAUGGCUGACAUGUCUUUUAAUGUUCCUGAUUGGAAUGCAGAGGUUGACGGUAGGAUUCCUUGCCCCCCAAAAGUGCGAGGAGGUUGUGGUAGGGAGAUGCUUGUACUGAAACGCAUAUUUGAAGCAGAUUGGGUUGACAAUUUGAUUAAGAGUGCAGAGGACCUAAUUGUCAAGUAUCAGCCACCAGAUAAUGAUUUUUCUCAAGGAUGUUCUUUGUGCGAUCCUAUGAAUAUUGCUCAAAAUGGAUCAAGAGAUUCUGAAGUAAGGUGGGCAGCUUAUAGGGAGAGUAGUCAUGAUAACUUUCUCUAUUGCCCAAAUGCGGUUCAUUUGGAGGAUAAUGACUUUGAACAUUUUCAAAUGCAUUGGAUGCAAGGUGAACCUGUCAUAGUUAGAAAUGUACUUGAAAAGGGUUCUGGUCUUAGUUGGGAACCAAUGGUCAUGUGGAGGGCAUUUAUUGGGGCAAAAAAGAUAUUAAAAGAGGAGGUAGCGAAGUUUAAAGCUAUUGAUUGCUUAGAUUGGUGUGAGGUUGAGAUUAAUAUCUUCCAGUUUUUCAAGGGUUACCUACAUGGCCGUAGUUACAGGAAUGGGUGGCCAGAGAUGUUGAAGCUGAAGGAUUGGCCUGCAUCAAAUUCUUUUGAGGAGUGUCUGCCCAGACAUGGUGCUGAAUUUGUUGCGAUGCUUCCCUUCUGUGACUAUACAAAUCCUAGAUCUGGUCUCCUGAAUCUAGCUACAAAACUUCCUGCUGUUUUGAAGCCAGACCUGGGACCCAAAACAUAUAUUGCUUAUGGAUCUUUAGAAGAGCUUGGUAGAGGUGAUUCAGUGACAAAACUACAUUGCGACAUUUCCGAUGCGGUUAAUGUAUUGACCCACACAACAGAAGUAAAGAUUCCUCCAAGACAGCGUAAAUUCAUAACCAAAUUAAAGAAGAAAUAUGAAGCUGAAGAUUUGCAUAAACCUUGUGAUGGUACACACAAGUUCCCUAGUACAUCUGGAAGAAAGCGACGAAAAAGAUCUCGCAAAGGUAAAAGAAAAGUUCAUGGGUAUUCUGAAAAGGCUGACAUUAUUGAAAGUGACUCUUGCUUACUGGAAAGGCCAAAUAUAGAGGAAGGAACACUGGAUGAACAACAAAAUAAAUCCUUGGAUUUUGGAAGUCCUUCUCCAGAAAGUUUACUGAUUGUUAAGUCACAGAGCGAUUCAGUUGGAGAUUUUCAUAAAAGGGUUCAGAAGUUUGAUCUUCAUAUGUGUGAUUCUAGCUCUUCUUUGCUGGGAGGGAAUUGUGAUAGGGCAUGUGAUAUGGUUAAGGACAAGGUUGAAUUGAUAAAGCGCUUGUCACCAUGCAAUGGUCUUGCUAAAGAUACCUUGUUAUGUGAAAGAAUGGAGCUCGAACAAAGCACUCAAAACAACUAUGAAAAAGAAAACGCUUUAGGUUUGAAGGUAAAAUUUGAUGAGUUUUGCUCUCUCAAAAAUCAGCCUGACACAUGCACCAGCGUAGUUGACUUGAAUUCAUCCAUUGUGCCUACUUGCAUAACUGGGGACUUUAAAACAAAUGUGACUGAACAACCUAAAUUUAAAGGAUCCUGCAUUUGCCAAUGCAUGAAUGUCAAGGAGAACUUUUCACCUGAUGCGAUAAUUGCUGGUACCAACCAUACUGCCACUAUUGAAAUUAGUUGUGCCAGAUGCAAAAUUCCUGCAAUUGAAGACGUUAGUGCUGAUCUGCUUGAUGCCCAGAGUGAAAUGGUUGAAACUGAUAAACACGUGCCUUCAAGUUCGGCAGUGACAAGGACGAUGACAAAUUGGAAUGGUUCUGUGGAGGUGACAUUUGCAGGCAGCCACACAGAUGGUACAAAGUCAGACCCAGUUCAGAUAGCUGUAGAUCCCAACUCCUGUGCAAAAAGUUGGGAAGUUUCUGAUGUCCCUUUAUCUAAAGAGCAGCUCUCAGGCCCUCACCGUCCUGUAAGUGGAACUGCUGCUGGGUGUAGCUUCACCUUGUCAGAUGGGGUUGCUACAGGCCUCAACUGUCCUGCUACUGAAGAAUUUUGGUCUACUUAUGAAGGUGAUGCUAAAGAUGUAAGAGUUGAAAGAGAUUCAGGUAAUCUAAAACAUUUUCAGCCUUCAAGUACAAUGGCAGAACUUAAGUCUGUCAAGGGGGAAUACUCUUCUGGUGCAACAGUUUCAGGCAAUAUAAAUAACAACUUAGAGCCAGCCAAACCAGAAAUAAGUUCCACCAGAGAUCCCCUUCAAAACAAAGAUAUUUCAGAGGUUGCAUAUGGAUGUGCUGUAUGGGACAUUUUCCGUAGGCAGGAUGUACCCAAGUUAAUUGAGUACUUACGGAAGCAUCACAAAGAAUUCUGCCACAUCAGUAAUCUUCCUGUAAAUUCUGUUAUUCAUCCUAUUCACGACCAAACCCUUUAUCUAAACGAGAAGCAUAAAAAGCAGCUGAAGGAAGAGUUUGGUGUUGAACCAUGGACAUUUGAGCAACACCUUGGCGAGGCCGUGUUCAUUCCUGCAGGAUGCCCACAUCAAGUGAGGAAUAGACAGUCAUGCAUAAAAGUGGCCCUUGACUUUGUUUCCCCUGAGAACGUUCAAGAAUGCAUCCGGCUGACAGAAGAGUUUCGUCUGCUCCCAAAAACGCAUAGAUCUAAAGAAGAUAAAUUGGAGGUUAAGAAGAUGGCACUAUAUGCAGUUUCUAAUGCUGUAAAUGAAGCCAAAAAUCUAAUGUCCAAAAUUGAUUCAUCAAAUGGAGACAAGAAAGCCCAGGAGCAUCCAUUUUAAUUGAUGGCUCUCAUGAAGGAAAAAGCCUUAACUGUAAAGAAAGUAGUUGCUGAAUAGUAUGUUGAAUCCUGAAUGUCUUCGGGACAUUUUUGUUUUAGAAUAGUUUGGGGUCGUCAAUGAUGUCUUACUUACUCAACUAUUGAUUCUAUUAUCUUUAGUCCUGAAGAUUACUCUAGGCCUACAUGUUAGUUUGCCAGGAGUGUACAGAAUAAAUUUUUGAAUGUUACUUGGCUUGCAUGUUGCGACCCUAACUAGUCUAUUGAGAAUCGAUAGCCGACCCCAAAAUUUAGGGAUUAUGGCUUGGUUGUUUUUGUGAUACUAAGCCUGCAUGUUAGCAAUAACCUUGCUGCCCUUCAGGAAAGAACUACUUUUGGCCAAUGAUGUUUAAUGGGAAUAGUAUGAAAGCCAUUUGGAUGUU
Molecule: messenger RNA, 6953 nt
Organism: Quercus robur (English oak)
Lineage: Eukaryota; Viridiplantae; Streptophyta; Magnoliopsida; Fagales; Fagaceae
Exons: 13
Coding region: 275-6535 (2086 amino acids)
Biological process (GO): regulation of transcription by RNA polymerase II
Cellular component (GO): histone deacetylase complex; chromatin
Molecular function (GO): transcription coregulator activity; histone H3K9 demethylase activity; chromatin DNA binding
Source: RefSeq, a predicted model, not a curated record